AAACAAACAAAACCAAAGCGAUCGUUUAGACAACUUGCGUCUCUUAGGAAACGGUUUGCUUUUCUUUGCCAAGGGGAUAUUACAGGUCCUCGGGAUACCCGAGUUGCGGGACUCUUGUCAGGACAAAACGGGGAUCUGAGAGGACGGAGGAAACAUGUAUGGCUGAAGGAUGCUGGUUCGGAGUGUUGGUCUUAGACCGCCUGACCCGAUGCUCUUAUGGCAGGGGAUGGAGAUCUGUCUCCGCUGGUGUUGCGUGCUGCUGCCUGUGCUCGUGUGUGUGGGCUCCGCUGACCCGAUCGACUGGCUCCUGUCCGAUAAAGGUCCAUUCCACCGAUCUCAGGAAUUCAUUGAGUUCACCGAGCGAUACCAGCAAGGUUUUACAACCAGAUACAAAAUAUACAGGGAGUUCGGCCGAUGGAAGGUCAACAGCCUAGCAGCGGAGAGGCAAGAAGGCAAUGGGGCUGCCGUGCCCUUUGACCCCGACUUCAUCCAUAACAUCAGGCUUCUGGGGAGAAGGCCAAGCUUGCAGAAAAUAACUGACAACAUCAUUAAGAAAUACGGGACUCACUUCCUGCUCUCCGCCACUCUGGGAGGCGAGGAGUCCUUGACGAUUUUCGUGGACAAAAGCAAGCUCAGCAGAGGUCAGCAGAAUGAAGGUGCUUCCAACAGUACGGCUGGUUCGUUGACCCUAGAAGCCCUCCACCAACUGGCCGCCUCCUAUUUCAUAGACAGAGACAGCACGCUUCGAAGGCUCCAUCAUCUCCAGAUCGCCUCUACCGCCAUUAAGGUUACCGAGACCCGGACAGGCCCUCUGGGCUGCAGUAACUAUGACAACCUGGACUCUGUCAGCUCCGUUCUGGUUCACAGCCAGGAAAACAAAGUUCAGUUACAAGGGCUGCAGGCCAUUCUGCCUAGUUAUUUAAGGAACGGCUUUGUUCAGGCCGCCUUAGGAUACAUAGGCUGCAAUGCCGAAGGCCAAUUUGUGUGCAAAGACAACGACUGCUGGUGCCAAUGCAAUGCAGCAUUUCACCGCUGUAACUGCCCCGAGGCUGAUAUCCGCUCCCAUGAGAGCUACCUGGAACGCAUGAGGGAGGAAGGGAUGCAGGAGAUCCAGGACUUUCAAAACUCAGAUGAGUUUCAGAGCUUCAUUGCUAAAUUGCCAACACAGAGCGCUCUAAACUCAUCACGCAUUCAGCAGCUGUGGAGGACAGACAGCGCACUACAACAGCGCUACAGGCAGCUAGAAUCCCAGCUUAACCUCCUGCUCACCAAGACCCGUCGCACCGCUAACAAGCUCUUCAGCCUCAGCAAAAGAUGCCGCACUCAGCCUAAAAUAGUCUCUCUGAGGGAGAGGCCCUUGAGUUACUGGCUCAAAUUCACGCUCUCCGUCCUGUACUGCAGUGAGAGUAACCAACUUGGAUUUUACGUAGAGGAACUGCGGAGCUGUGCCUGUCCGUACGAAUAUCCCUCGUGUCACGCCGUCAUUCCUUGCGAAGUGGGCGGCGGCCCCCGUUGCGCAUCUUGCUCCGCGGACAACCGCACACGUUGCUCUGCCUGCAACCUGGGUUACGUGCUCAGUCAUGGAGUUUGCAAAUACGCCGUACCUAACCCAACAGACCACUACCUUGGUUUCGAGACGGACUUGCAGGACCUGGAGCUUCGCUACUUGCUGCAGCACCACGACGGCCGCAUUGCCACGCAUGCCCUCUUUGUUAGCAACGACGUGCACCUCAACGUUUGGUUUGACCCCUCAUGGAGGAAAAGGAUGCUGCUUACGCUCAAGAGCAACAAGUUCAAAUCCAAUCGCGUACACAUGCUGCUCGGUAUCUCGCUGCAGAUUUGCAUGACCAGGAACUCCACUUUAGAGCCCGCGCUGUCCGUCUACGUCAACCCGUUCGGCGGCAGCCAUUCGGAAAGCUGGACCAUGCCCAUCAAUCAAAACGGCUACCCGGAUUGGGAGAAAACCAAACUGGAUGUUCCUAUGGAUUGCUACAACUGGACUUUGACGUUAGGCAACCGGUGGAAGAGCUUUUUCGAGACGGUUCACUUCUACCUGAGGAGUCGUGUUCGAAGCGACUCCUCUCAGGGAAACGAUACAGUCUUCAUCGAGCCUCUCGAAGUUGCAGAUCCUUCUCAAAACUUUGGAUACAUGAAGAUCAACAGUAUGCAGUUGUUUGGUUACAGCAUGCACUUCGACCCUGAAGCCAUCCAGGACCUGAUCCUGCAGUUGGACUAUCCUUACACUCAGGGUUCUCAAGACUCUGCUCUUCUGCAACUAAUGGAGAUCCGAUAUCGGGUCAAUAAACUGUCUCCUCCUGGUCCACUGCCUUUAGAUUUGUUCUCGUGCCUGCUUCGACACAGACUGAAACUCUCCAGCCCUGAGGUACAGAGAAUACUUUCCACACUGCAGACUUUUAGUGCCAAACAGCCCUUCUACAAAGAGUACGAAGCUGGAAAACUUUGUAGUUAAAAAGCAAACCAAUUUAUUUUUGCCAUUGAUGUUUGGCUUUACUGACUGCAAAACAACUUUGAGUCGUAUAUGAGAAAAGAGAAAAUUCCUUUUAGAGGGGGGUCAUUGUUGUCGGUGUUUGAUAAUAAUUCAUUCCUCUUCAUAGACAUGUUAUAUAUUUGAUGUCUUUGGUUCAAAUAGUAGUUGAGAUAGAACAAAGUUUUGCACAAUUUUAUCAACUCUGCCAUGUUUUAAUUAAAUAAAAUAGUCCAAAAUUGU
This is a messenger RNA of Triplophysa dalaica, 2728 nucleotides long. RefSeq names its product bone morphogenetic protein/retinoic acid inducible neural-specific 3b (gene brinp3b). The transcript has 8 exons. Gene Ontology annotation, biological process: positive regulation of neuron differentiation; negative regulation of mitotic cell cycle. Lineage: Eukaryota; Metazoa; Chordata; Actinopteri; Cypriniformes; Nemacheilidae. The record is from RefSeq and is a predicted model, not a curated record. The coding region runs from base 170 to 2470 and encodes 766 amino acids.